AUGCCGCCUUCACUCCUCCUUUCCAACGAUACUGAGGUCUCCGAGCAAGCAUCCAGCCACGUUCGUCGUACGCGCAGACGCCUUGCUCUCAACAUCAUGAAGGCAACUUUCCUCAAGGCUCUGGCCCUGACGGCCGUCGGCUCGACUGCGGCCAAGGAGCUCCAGCCCAAUGCGCUGAUCAGCGAGAUCUACGACAGCGGCGCCAUCCACAAGGACCUGAUGGCCCGCAAGCACGUCGACUUCUACGACUUCAAGAGCCAUGCCGCCCUCGGCAGUAAGACGGGCCAGGGCUCCUCUUCGUGGGGCUGGACGGCGCCCAACGGCCGUGAGUUCGUCGUCGUUGCCCAGGCCGACGGCGCCAGCUUCUCCGAGAUCACAUCGGCGGGUAAGCUCGUCUACCUCGGCCGCCUGCCGCCGUACUCGACCAACUCGAUCUGGCGCGAGUUGCGCGGUUACAAGAACUUCAUCGUCAUCGGCAGCGAGGCAUCGCGCCACGGUGUGCAAAUCUUCGACCUCAGCAAGCUGCUGACCGUCAACCCGGCGAGCCCCGUCACUUUUUCCAACUCGCGCGAUCUGACAGGAUAUUGGAACGGCCUGCCCGCGGGCUCGACGCACAACAUUGUGAUCAACGAGGAGAAGCAGUAUGCUGUCGCUGUCGGCGCGCAGCCUCGCACCAGCACAUGUCGCUCGGGUCUCAUUUUCAUCGACCUCAAGAACCCUGCCAAGCCCACCACUCUUGGUUGCGCCGCCGGAGACGGCUACGUUCACGAUGCCCAAUGCCUCGUGUACAGGGGUCCUGAUACGAAGUACCAGGGCCGCGAUAUUUGCUACGGCUACAAUGAGGACACCUUGACCAUCUACGACGUCACCGACAAGACGACCACCAAGAUUAUCUCGCGCACCAGCUACGAGGGCGCCAGCUGUAAGUGCCCUUCACGACCCAAUGCUCGCUUAAUCCCCAUCCCUAACUUGAGUACAGACACCCAUCAAGGUUGGGUCACGAACACGCAGUGGCAGGAGUACCUCGUACUUGACGACGAGUACGACGAGUACGACAAGACGGGCGCAGCCGCCAGUGGCUACCCAAUCACCUACUUCUGGGACAUUCGGUCGCUUGAGAAGCCCAAGCAGACGGGCUACUUCAAGAGCCCGGCCUACGGCAUUGACCACAACCAGUUCGUCAUUGACGGCUUUGCGUACCAGAGCAAUUACGGCGCUGGUCUGCGUAUUCUUGACGUGUCGUCCCUGCCGCAGGACCCCACGGGCAAGCUCGUCAAGGAGGUCGGCUUCUUCGACGUCUACCCGGAAGAUGACCGUAACGCCAACGGCGGGUCUAUCGAUUUUGUCGGUACCUGGAGCCACUACCCCUUCUUCAAGAGUGGCUUCAUCCUCGUGAACACGAUCGAGCGGGGUGCGUUUGUUGUCAAGAGGCAGAAGUAA
This is a messenger RNA of Verticillium alfalfae VaMs.102, 1440 nucleotides long. RefSeq lists its product as hypothetical. Lineage: Eukaryota; Fungi; Ascomycota; Sordariomycetes; Glomerellales; Plectosphaerellaceae. Gene Ontology annotation, cellular component: extracellular region. The record is from RefSeq and is a predicted model, not a curated record. Bases 1 to 1440 code for a protein of 479 amino acids. The transcript has 3 exons.